This is a messenger RNA of Cooperia oncophora, 354 nucleotides long. The record is from the annotation of a GenBank genome assembly. Lineage: Eukaryota; Metazoa; Nematoda; Chromadorea; Rhabditida; Trichostrongylidae.
AUGAACUAUGACUGCACUGCAGAGAAAUCAGCACUACGUCAUGCGAAAACGUGCUCUGGUGAGCUGUCAGAACGAUCGACUCGCCCCGGAUACAAGGAGAAUAUCGUCAAACUCAACAAGAAUUACCUAAACGACACAGACAUUGCCAAGCAUGCAUCGUUCAGAUGGUGGAAGGAACUAUCACUGUAUGGAGUUAACGUUGAAAUGCGGUUCACUUCGGCAGUACGCUACCGUGAAACCAGAAUUGUCACCCAUUUUACUAAGAUGGCCUGGCACGACAACGUGAGACUCGGAUGUGGCCAUCAUCGAUGUGACGGUUUCAUAUUUGCUGUCUGCCACUACGGACCUGGGUAG